Messenger RNA from Acyrthosiphon pisum (pea aphid), 1120 nucleotides. It is a transcript of the gene eIF3f1, whose product is annotated as eukaryotic translation initiation factor 3 subunit f1. Gene Ontology annotation, molecular function: metallopeptidase activity; translation initiation factor activity; translation initiation factor binding. Gene Ontology annotation, biological process: translational initiation. NCBI's taxonomy places the organism in Eukaryota, Metazoa, Arthropoda, Insecta, Hemiptera, Aphididae. Gene Ontology annotation, cellular component: eukaryotic translation initiation factor 3 complex, eIF3m. The record is from RefSeq and is marked provisional.
AAAUAAAAAAUUCACCGUCUAUUGUGGGGUUUCGUUAGUAUAGUGAUUAGUGUCUGGACUUGUUUUUCUUUUCGCUUCGCGUUUCAGAAAGGAUUUCCUGGUUUAACGUGAAAAUAGCCACUGUUUAAACUAUAAUGGCGUUAAAUUUGAAAGUGAAAGUACACCCCGUUGUGUUGUUUCAAAUCGUGGAUGCGUAUGAACGUAGGAAUGUCGAUGCCCAUCGAGUAAUUGGAACAUUGAUGGGUACGGUCGACAAAGGUGUAGUUGAAGUGACCAAUUCUUUUGGUGUCCCUCAUAAAGAAUAUGAAGACACUGUUGAAGCUGAUAUUGUAUAUGCGGCAGAUAUGUUCAAAAUGAAUCAAAAGGUCAAUAGAUCUGAACAAAUUGUUGGAUGGUGGGCUACAGGUAAUGAGGUAACUACACAUUCAUCAACCAUACAUGAGUAUUACUUGAUGGAAUGUAACAAUCCAGUACACAUCACUUUGGAUACAACAUUAAAAAACGAUAAUAUGGGUUUGAAAGCAUACGUUAGUACUCAAAUUGGUGUUCCUGGAGGCAAAACUGGGAAUAUGUUUAUUAAUGUACCAAUUGAAGUUACAUGCUAUCAACCUGAAACAGUUGGACUAAGCUUGUGCCAGAAAACUGUAGCUGUUGGACAAAAAUGUCAAGAACCAAUCGCUGAGCUGGUACAAAUUGAAGAGGCAUCAUCUAAAAUCUCAGAUCUAUUGGAGGUAGUUUUAUCUUACAUUGAUAAAGUGUUGGCAUCGAGUGACUGUAAUGCAGCUGACAACAGUCACAUUGGUCGUAUAUUGCUUGACCUGAUGCACAGUGUACCUCAUGUGACACCUGAUCGAUUUGAAGAAAUGUUCAAUUCCAAUGUUAAGGAUUUGUUGAUGGUUAUCACUUUAUCUCAACUGACCAAGACCCAAUUAGAGCUCAACGAAAAACUCACAUUACUCAGUUUGUCAUAAAUAUACCAAGUUUACCAUAACAGUCCGAAACGAAAACAGCAUUCUAUAAUCAUUAGUUAUGCAUAAUUUAGGCAAUUUAUGCCAUAAUGGAAUAAUUUUUAUGAAGAUUAUAAGUAUAUUUGAGAAUAUAUUGUGUUCUUAAAACAUUC